This is a messenger RNA of Asparagus officinalis (garden asparagus), 1657 nucleotides long. RefSeq names its product protein PMR5. Bases 309 to 1451 code for a protein of 380 amino acids. Gene Ontology annotation, molecular function: O-acetyltransferase activity. The record is from RefSeq and is a predicted model, not a curated record. NCBI's taxonomy places the organism in Eukaryota, Viridiplantae, Streptophyta, Magnoliopsida, Asparagales, Asparagaceae. Gene Ontology annotation, cellular component: Golgi apparatus. The transcript is spliced from 5 exons.
UUAUAUAUACACGCACACAUUCCCUCUUCCUUCCUCAUUCCAUAUGCCUUUCCCCAAUUUCUCUCUCUAUCACCAAAGAAAAGAAUCAAUUACUCCAUUACAAUCCUGCAUUAAGAUUUUAGAGUUCAUCCACACAAUAAACACAAACCCAAAAAAACCUACCGCCACCUUUACACGUGAUUUCUCCAGCUCACACUCAAAUGUACAAGCCUUGCACACAACAAAUUUGAACUAGUACAAGUACAAAGUAAACAGCAUUGUCUCUUCACAAAAAUUUAAACGACUCCUCCUCCUCUUUAUUACUUGAAAUGGGUCUUUCAGGCCCUUCCAUACUUCUUCUAUGCUUGAUUCUUCUUCAAGCUAUGGCAGGCUCUUUAGCGGUCAUUGUAGGAUUGAGAAGGCGCAAUGGUAAUAUGCAAAGAAGGCGGCCAGGGUUUGAAGGUUAUCAACCAGUAUGUGAUAUUUUCAGCGGAAGUUGGGUACAAGAUGACACAUAUCCAUUGUAUCAAUAUUCAAAUUGUCCCAUUAUCGAUCCUGAAUUCAAUUGUCAGUUGUUUGGACGACCCGAUUCAAAUUAUCUUCAUUAUCGAUGGAAGCCUACAGACUGUGAACUCCCAAGGUUCAAUGCACUUGAUUUCUUGAUGAGAAUGAGGGGAAAGACUGUUAUGUUUGUAGGUGACUCGCUUGGUCGAAACCAAUGGGAGUCUCUGAUAUGCAUGGUUCAUUCAGCAGUGCCUCUUUCCCCUACUCAGUUCAUUAGAGGAGAUCCUCUAUAUAGUUAUAAAUUCUUGGAGUAUGGUGUGUCUAUUUCUUUCUACAAGGCUCCUUAUCUUGUAGAUGUAGAUGUGCUUCAAGGAAAAAGGAUACUGAGACUAGAUAAAAUCUCUGAAAAUAGUAAUGCAUGGCUUGAGGCUGAUAUCUUGUCUUUUAAUUCUGGUCAUUGGUGGACUCAUAAAGGAUCUCUGCAAGGGUGGGAUUAUAUGGGAGAUGGAGGAGCAUAUUACACGGAUAUGGACAGAUUGGUUGCUUUUAGUAAGGGGUUGAGCACAUGGGCUAAUUGGGUGGACCUCUAUGUUGACAGAACCAGGACUAGGGUCUUCUUCCAGUCCAUUUCUCCUACCCACUACGAUCCUAUGGAAUGGAGAGACCCGGUAUCAAAGAAUUGCUACGGAGAAACUAUGCCUGUUAGUGGAGGAAACUACAGCGGGAUUUAUCCAGACCAAAUGGGUAUAAUUAGCGGUGUAAUCAGGUUGAUGACAUAUCCUGCUUAUUUGCUGGACAUUACUACCCUUUCGCAGCUCAGAAAAGACUGCCAUCCUUCAAUAUAUAGCGGAGACCUUACUCCUCAACAAAGAGCUAGCCCAGAUCACUCUGCAGAUUGUAGCCAUUGGUGCCUUCCAGGACUUCCUGAUACCUGGAACCAGCUUUUAUAUACUGCCCUCUUCUUCUAACCUGAAGUUUUUAUCUUGAAUUCGUACAAUUUCAUAAUUAGUUGUUGUAUUGAUUAUUCUUCCUUUCCCGUAAUUCCUUUUGUAACCAAGUGCAACUAGUGGGCGGGAAAUAGAUACAAAUUAAUGUGUAACAGCUUCGUUGGUUUUGAGAUGUAUUAAUUGUGAGAAUUUUGAUGUUAUAUAUGAAAGUAAUUGAUGGUUUACAU